Nipponia nippon (crested ibis) is the source of this 1608-nucleotide messenger RNA. Lineage: Eukaryota; Metazoa; Chordata; Aves; Pelecaniformes; Threskiornithidae. The record is from RefSeq and is a predicted model, not a curated record.
AUGCGCGGCAGCAGAGCCGCCUCGCCAGGGAGCGCGGAGCGGCGCAACCCAAGGAACACGCGGGACAGAGCCACCGCAGCGAGACAGCAGCCGCCAGCGCCCAACAGCAGGAACAAAUCGGCGCUUUAUUUUCCAACAUCCUUUGCAUAUUUUACAGUUAAAGAUAGACUGCCCCAGAUCCUCACAAGAGUUAUUGAUACUCUGCAUCGACAUAAAAAUGAAUUUUUUGAAGAACAUGGUGAGAAGGGUGUUGAAGCAGAGAAGAGAGCUAUAUCUUUCCUCUCCAAACUGCGGAAUGAACUGCAGACAGACAAACCGGUGACCCCAUUAGAAGAUGAGCUGCCUGAUGCUGCCCUGUGGAACCAAUACCUAGACUACCAACGAAAUUUAUCAAAUGGAAAUGGAGAACCGAGUUGGUUUCAGUCCCCUUGGUUAUAUGUAGAGUGUUAUUUGUAUCGAAGAAUUCAUGCAGCAUUAGCACAGAACCCACCUAUUGACAACUUUGACGUAUUUAAGGAAGGAAAGGCUCAAAAUUUCUUUGAAUCCCAGGAGGCUGUUAUUGCCUUAUGCACUUACUUUCAGGAACUUCUUAAAAACAUCAAGGAUCUAGAAGAAAAGCAACUUCAGGAGGAACUUUUUAAGCUACUGCAGGUGUCAUUGUGGGGCAAUAAGUGUGACCUUUCUUUUUCAGCUGGUGAAGACAGCUCUCAGAAAUCUAGUCCUUUACAGUCCCUGGAAAACAUGAUACCUUACAUCUUAGUGAAUGAUAUGGAAAACCUUUGGUCACUACUUGUAAACAGCAAAAAAAGAAAUACAGAAAAAAGUAAUGUUAGAGUUGACAUAAUCCUGGAUAAUGCCGGAUUUGAACUCGUAAGUGAUCUUGUGUUGGCUGACUUCCUGUUAUCAUCAAAGCUAGCUGAUGAAGUCCAUUUUCAUGGAAAAAGUAUUCCGUGGUAUGUGUCAGAUACCACAAAGCAUGAUUUUAACUGGACUAUUAAGCAACUGCAGUCAGCUAAUCAUAUGUGGAUGUCUAGAUGUGGGAUAAACUGGGAGGGCAAUUUGAAAAAGGGAGUUUGGGUUUACCGUGAUCACAUGUUUUGGACUUUGCCACAUGAUUUUUCCAGUAUGGCUGAAGUUGCUCCUGACCUGUAUGCUGAUCUACAGAAGUCAAACUUGCUUCUUUUCAAAGGUGAUCUAAACUAUAGAAAGUUAACAGGAGAUAGAAAAUGGGAAUAUACUGUUCCGUUUCAUCAAGCCUUGAACAAAUUUCAUCCUGCGCCCCUCUGUAGUUUGAGAACACUGAAAUCUGACACUCAGGUUGGCCUAAAACCUGGACAAGGUGAACAAAUUCAGGCCUCUGAACCUGAAUGGAUGGUAAGUGGAAAAUACGGGGUAGUUCAGUUUGAUGCUGCUCUCUAGUUAAAUGGUUCCUAAUAUUCUGAAAGAGAGAUUCAGUCUGAGUUUUAACUGCUUUCUCUGUUCCAUGCUUGGCUUCAGCAAAGAUUCUUUUUUGUUUGCACUUUUUCCUCCCAAGUGAUUUGUUGUUUUUGUUCCACAACAGACUUUAAUGUUGUGCAAAAGUUUACAAACUGUCUUUGUAUACAUAAA